GAUACCCGAGAGCAGCGUGCUGAGGAUGCAGGGUCAGACGAGCCUAGUUCGGUAUUGGUCAGGCAGAUCAGUCUUAAAGUGGCAGGAGGAAGAGUAGUUGAGUCACAGACCAGGUCAGCAAUGGAGGAUCAAUCAGACAGGAGAGGAGACAGAAGGAUAUUCCCAGGCAAGCCAGAGGUCAAUGCAGGUAGCGGUCAAGCGGAGGUCAGGAACAAGCUGGUUCGGUAUCAGCAGACAAUCACAGGAAAUCAGGGAACACGAGCAGGGAUAAGACCAUACGGCAAUGGGACAACUACUGUAGCCAGUUUAAAUAGCCGUUUUGGCGCCAGCAUUAGUGACAGGUGCACGCCUGUGCCUGCACAUCUGUGCAUGCACAUAUUUGUGCAUGCACAUAUGCAUGCACAAAUAUGGACUCUGUGCAUGCACAUAUUUGUGCACAACGGAACUUCACCUGCACUAUGGGCAAGCUUUUCC
Molecule: messenger RNA, 474 nt
Organism: Staurois parvus
Lineage: Eukaryota; Metazoa; Chordata; Amphibia; Anura; Ranidae
Source: the annotation of a GenBank genome assembly